AUGGACGGGAGUCUGUUUGUGCUGCUUCUGCUGUCAGGGCUCUUCUGGAGCAGUUCUGCUCUUUCUCGUCCAUACCACUAUAUAAAUGUGAGAAUGUCGUGGCCAGAGGCUCAAAGUUACUGCAGAUCGAAGUACACUGAUCUGGCUACUGUAGACAGCAUGGGUGAUGUGAACAGGCUGGUAAAUAUAGUGGAUGCUGGAUACAGUGGAUCAGUGUGGAUUGGACUGAAGAGGGGGACACAGAAACGCUGGGGUUGGUCUAAUGGAGAGAACACAACUUCUGAGUACUAUAACUGGGAUUCAGCACAGCCAAAUGGAGAUGGAGAUUGUGUAGCUACUUUUUCCAGCGCUUGGCAUGAUGCGCCAUGUAGCCAUUUACUAUAUUUUACAUGCUAUACAGGAAAUACUUCAUAUCUAAUAACAAUUAACAAAAACUGGGCUGAUGCUCAAAGCUACUGCAGACAGUAUUACACAGACAUGCCCACCAUCCACAACUCUACGGAAAAUGACAACAUAUCUAAGAUGCUUUAUUCUGGAUGGUACGUCUGGAUUGGUCUGUUCCUGGACUCUUGGGAAUGGUCUGAUAAAUGGAUCCUCUUCUUCAGACACUGGGCAGCAGGUCAACCAUCCAUGAGAUCAGGAUCUGGUGACUGUGUUGGCAUGUCAAAAACCAAUUCUGGCAGAUGGGCUCAAUACAGCUGUGAUCUACAGAGUCCUUUUAUCUGCCAUGGAUGGCCUAGGCCUUCAGUACCAAUGUACCAGUUUAUGAACCAAAGUAUGACAUGGCUUGACGCUCAGAGAUGCUGCAGAGCAAGAUUCACUGAUCUGGCCACUGUUAUGACCAUGAAUGACGUGAGAAGGCUGGUAACUACAGUGGAUCCUGGAUACAACAGUUCAGUAUGGAUAGGUCUCCAUGCUUUGGGGGUGAGACGUUGGCUCUGGUCUAUGGGAGACAGCGCAAUCUCCCAGGACAGUAUGUGGCAUCCAGGAGAACCGAGUGGUGAUGGGGAGUGUGUGAGGAGUUUUAAUGGAAGCUGGUAUGAUGAGAGCUGCAGCACCGUUCUCCCAUUUGUGUGUUUCAAUGACAGCACUGGUUUUAUUAUUAAUAAGACUGCUAUGACAUGGAGAGAUGCUCAGGGUUACUGCAGACAACACCACACUGAUUUGGUGAGUAUCAGCAGCCCAGAGCAGCAGAAUCUGAUCAGUAAUGAAUCAUCGCUCUGGAUUGGUCUGUUUCUGGAUUCUUGGGAAUGGUCGAAUCGGUGGCACUACUUCUUUAGAUACUGGGCAGCAGAUCAACCAUUACUGAGUUCAGUGUCUAGUAACUGUGCUGGCAUGUCAGCAACCGAUUCUGGGAAAUGGGCUCAAUAUAGCUGUGAUCUAAAGCAGCCUUUUAUCUGCUAUGGAGAUGACAAGUUAAUUAAAAAACAGGUUGUCAGAGUGAAAUUGUCCUGUAAUGGAAAAUGCACAUUGAAUGAUCCGUCACUACAGACGACCAUUCUGAAUGAGAUAAGUGAAAAGCUGAAGAGCAUGGGGCUGGAAAGUGACAGAAAAUUAAGCUGGAGAAAGAGAGAAGAUGAAGAGGUGUUUCAUCUGGAGAGCAACCGUACAGCCAAUUCAAAUAACAAAUGUAAUGGGCAGUAA
Messenger RNA from Sinocyclocheilus rhinocerous, 1644 nucleotides. Its product is annotated as macrophage mannose receptor 1-like. The coding region runs from base 1 to 1644 and encodes 547 amino acids. The transcript is spliced from 7 exons. The record is from RefSeq and is a predicted model, not a curated record. NCBI's taxonomy places the organism in Eukaryota, Metazoa, Chordata, Actinopteri, Cypriniformes, Cyprinidae.